AGUAGUACUAAAUUAUUAUUGGGGCGAUAUAUUUUCUUCCUAUAUAAUGGUAAGAAUUAGCGAAUAGCAGCAAAAGAAGAUUAAGAUAAGGCAAUGAAUCUGAUGCAGGCGGUUCGCUACGACGCCUACGGGGGAGGUCCUGCCGGCCUCAAGCACGUUGAAGUUGGCGUUCCCAGUCCAAAGGCAAAUGAGGUUUUAAUCAAACUGGAAGCAGUUAGCAUUAACCCCAUUGAUUGGAAGAUUCAGAAGGGUCUUCUCCGUCCUUUAUUUCUCCCCAGAACCUUUCCCCACAUACCUUGCACUGAUGUGGCUGGAGAAAUAGUUGAGAUCGGAACUCAAGUCAAAGAUUUCAAAGUUGGCGACCUAGUCCUUGCUAAACUCACUCAUCAAUAUGGAGGUGGGUUCGCCGAGUUUGCUGUGGCUAGUGAGAGCUUAACAGCAGCCAGACCAUCUGAGGUCUCAGCCGCUGAAGCUGCAGCAUUGCCAAUCGCCGGGCUUACAGCUCGUGAUGCCCUCACUCAAAUUGCAGGAGUCAAGCUUGAUGGUACUGGCCAGCUCAAGAACAUUUUAGUAACUGCUGCUUCAGGUGGUGUAGGUCACUAUGCUGUUCAACUAGCAAAACUAGGCAACACCCAUGUCACAGCCACUUGUGGGGCUCGCAACAUUGACUUUGUUAAGGGCUUAGGUGCCGAUGAGGUUCUUGACUACAGGACUCCAGAGGGGGCUGCACUGAAGAGUCCAUCUGGUAGGAAAUACGAUGCAGUGAUAAAUUGUACAACUGGAAUAUCUUGGUCAACUUUUGAUCCUAAUUUGACUGAAAAAGCGGUGGUAGUUGAUUUAACACCUAAUGCAAGUUCAUUGUGGACUGCUGCCAUGAAGAAAAUUACUUUUUCCAAGAAGCAGCUGGUGCCAUUUUUUGUAAAUGUCCAGCGUGAGGGCCUGGAAUAUCUACUUCAAUUAGUGAAGGACGGGAAACUCAAGUCUGUUAUUGACUCCAAGUUUCCUUUGAGCAAAGCUGAAGAUGCUUGGGCUAAGAGCAUUGAUGGCCAUGCUACCGGAAAAAUCAUUGUGGAGCCAUAGGUACAGUUUGCUUGGAAUUGUUGUAUUUCUAGUUUCUACAUAUCUGGACAAGGUUUGUGUAAAGCUCAUAUGAAAAUGAAUAACUGGGCAUAUCGUAUGCCGUAAGGAUUUUAAGUUAAUGUGUUUUCAUUUGAUAUUUCGUACUGGUUUGUAUAUGACAAGAUGCUUUAUCAGGCAACUUUUUCUCGUGUCCUACUCGGUUGUUGUGCUUUCAGGAAACGGGUUAAGACGACGAAUCCACAUGUGUAUAAAUGAGCAAUACGCAUUCCACA
Glycine soja is the source of this 1352-nucleotide messenger RNA. Its product is annotated as chloroplast envelope quinone oxidoreductase homolog. Gene Ontology annotation, molecular function: oxidoreductase activity. The record is from RefSeq and is a predicted model, not a curated record. The transcript has 4 exons. Lineage: Eukaryota; Viridiplantae; Streptophyta; Magnoliopsida; Fabales; Fabaceae. Bases 94 to 1080 code for a protein of 328 amino acids.